AUGGACGGGGGGACGGGCCCCGGCGCCGAGGUGCUCUCCCCGGGCGAGGCCGAGUGGCCCCCAGAGCUCCGCCUCCCGCCACUGCCUCCCGUGCCGGAGCCGCCUCCGCCCGCGCGAAGGGCCGCGCCCCAUCUGCACCUGCAGCCGCAGCCGACUCCUCCCGCGGCGGCGACGAAGAAGGACCCGUCUCCGCCUCGCCACGGGGAGGGCUUUGAUGACCAGCAGUUCCUCGGAUCGAUCAUGGGGGCUGCGGCCUCGCCCCCGCAGCAGCAGCAGCAGCCGCCCGCCGCCGCGGCACCGGUGAAGAGGAAGAGAGGGAGGCCGCCGAAGAACAGGGACGGUGCGGCGCCGGUGCCUGCGCUGGUGAAGCCCGUGAACAAGAAGGACGAGGAGGUCGUGUGCUUCAUCUGCUUCGAUGGGGGCAACCUCGUGGUUUGCGACCGGAGGGGUUGCCCGAAGGUGUACCAUCCUGCAUGCAUCAAGCGAGACGAAUCCUUCUUUCGGAGUCGGGGCAAGUGGGAUUGUGGUUGGCACAUCUGCAGCAGCUGCGAAAAGGCAGUACAGUACAUGUGUUAUACUUGUACGUACUCUGUCUGCAAAGGAUGUGUCAAACAAGGCAAAUUCUUUGGCGUUAGAGGGAACAAGGGCUUCUGUGACACAUGUUAUGGUACUAUAUUACUGAUAGAAUCCAAAGAUGAUGGUGCAAAGGUUGGUGUUGAUUUUGAUGAUCAAAAUAGCUGGGAGUAUCUUUUCAAGUUAUAUUGGUUGGAUCUGAAAGGGAAGCAUUCACUAACGAUUGAAGAGCUAAAAAGUGCCAAGACCCAUUGGACUGUUCCUACUACUGCUGGUAGGAGAGAGAAAGAGGAGUCAUCUGAUGAACUAUAUGAUGCAAGCAAUGACCAAGAUGCUACUUUUGACAUUUCCUCAAAGAAACGGAGACAGAAUAACUCUUCAGGAAAAAGAGGACGAAAACGUAAAAUAGACGGUGGCAUUACUUCAAGGAAGUGUGGAACCUCAAUUAACAGUGCUGGAAGCUUACCAAAUGGAUCAGCAGGUGAAGGGAUGUCCUUGCCAGGUGACACAAAAUGGGCAUCAUCUGAGCUAUUGGAAUUCAUUGGACACAUGAGAAAUGGUGAUAGUUCUUAUAUUUCCCAGUUUGAUGUCCAGGUUCUUUUGCUUGAAUAUAUAAAGCAAAAUAACCUCCGUGAUCCUCGCAGAAAAAGUCAGAUUAUCUGUGAUGCAAGGCUUAGCAGUUUGUUUAGAAAACCACGUGUCGGUCAUACUGAGAUGCUAAAGCUUUUGGAAAUGCAUUAUCUUGUGAAACAGGCUCCAACAUUGAAUGCAGAUAGUCAGAGAGCAAUUGAUUCAGAUUCGGCUCAAGUAAACAAUGGAGGAUAUAAUGAGUUGACCGAUAAAUUAGGUUCUGAUAAGAGGAGGAAGGCUCAUAAGAAGAUUGAAAGAGAACUGACAAUUAAUCCAGAGGAUUAUGCAGCCAUUGACAUGCACAAUAUCAAUCUAAUUUACUUGCGUCGCAGCGUGAUGGAGGAUCUUAUUGAUGAGGUUGCUGCAUUCUCUGACAAAAUUGCUGGCGCUUUUGUGAGGAUAAGAAUUUCUGGUCUUGGCAACAAGCAAGAUAUGUACCGACUGGUGAAAGUUCUUGGUACACAUAAAGUUGCAGAGCGAUACACUGUCGGUAAGAAGACAACAGAUUAUGCUCUUGAGAUAUCUAAUUUAGAAAAAAAAGAGAUUAUCACAAUGGAUACGAUCUCAAAUCAGGAUUUCACAGAGGAGGAAUGCAAGCGCUUACGUCAGAGUAUGAAGUUUGGUCUAACUGCCCGGUUAAAAGUGGGAGAUGUCUAUGAGAAAGCUAAAAUCUUCCAAUCUCUGCGAUUUAAAGAUUGGUUGGAAAAUGAGAAACAGAGGCUGAGCCAUCUUCGUGAUCGUGCUAGUGAAACUGGACGUCGAAAGGAAUAUCCUUUUUCUCUUAAUAAUGCGCUGCUCUUACAUUUUCCUUGGUCCUUUGAUUGGACCAUGCAUCGGAAUGGACCAGAUCAAUUAUUUCCAGGAAGAAAAGGGACAGAACUGAAUUCUGUGGAGAAUCAUACACAAAAGAGUCUGGAUGCAAGCGGUCACAUUAGCAGUCUACCUACAGAGGAUGUGGACCAUAGAUCAGGUGCAGGAAGUAACAUUAAUUUAAACAACAUGGCACCUGAGCCUGCAUCACUUGGAGUUUUAUCAAAUGACACCGAGCCAGAAAAGGUUUGGCACUACAAGGACCCUAAUGGAAAUGUUCAGGGCCCAUUUACUCUUUUGCAGUUAUCCAGGUGGGCAAGUUUUUUCCCACGUGACCUGAGAAUAUGGCUUACAUUUGAGAGUGAGGAGAACUCACUACUGUUGACUGAAGUGCUCCCAAAGCAGCAGAAAGAUUUUAUUCAGCCUUCAGCAGUUACUACCAGUGAUAAAUCAAUAUGGGCAGGCUCUGGUCAAGAUAGAAUUAACUCAAAUGCAAAUAACUCUUCCUCCCCUAUGGGUUAUAACAUGGUCUGUUCUUCUGCAUUAUCUAGCUCGUCUGCUGAGUGUUAUGAUCCAACAAAAGAUCUAAAGCCUCUGGGUGGAACUUUGCCAUCAGGAUCUCCGAAAGAUGCUCAUGCUUUGCAUGAGGUCCAGAAUCAGGUUAACUAUUCAUCCACAAUUCUAUCUUCAGCUGGUCCAUAUGUACCACCCGGUUCUCAUGAUGAAAGGGUCUCAAGAGACAGGGUUGGUGAAUGGAACAGUUGUCAGGACAAUGGUGGUAUUUGGAGUCUAACCACCAAUCAUAGUCGGAAGAGUAAUGCGCAGCAGCAUCCUGAUGGUUGCACUGGGAAGCACCAAAUGCAAACUGAAUCUAAAUGUAGUUCACAUGUCUCAGUUCUUACUCCACAACAAUCUGAGAGAGACCCUGCCACUUCCCUUAGUACUACAAGUCGUCCGGAGUUCAAAGCCAUGUGCCAGCAGGAAGGUUCUUCAUGGAGUUCAGCUACAAAUGCUGGAACUCAUGACCUUCAGUUAUCUAUUGCUUUAGCAAAGCCAGAGACUUGUUCUCCAACAAAUCCUGUUGAAGACAGAGAUUCGAGUUCUGCUUCUGCUGUGUCUUGUCAGUCAGGGGCUCCUGCCUGCAUUCCCCAACCAGAUCCAACAUCUACAUCUAAUUCAAGGAAGAUCGAGGCAAACAUGGAUCAGCGUAAAACAUGCCAACCUGACACAUCAAGUGAAUCAUUUGAUCGGCUUCCUGAACCUAAAAGUGGCUCACUCUUUUCCUUGAAAACUCAACAUCUUGAGUCCGAUUACCCUAGUCCUAUACCAAAACUGGAGGGAAAGGAGACUUCCGUGAACCAGUCAGGAUCAACAUCAGUAGCACAUAAGAAUUUAGCUACAAAGACAUGUGUCCGCGCACCUACUAGUAAAAUUGAUAGCUUGCAACCACUUAAGGAAAGAUCAUGUCCAACAGAUAGGGACUCAAUCAAUCAAUUAGAGCAUUUGUUUGAAGAGAAUGUGAUAAAGAGAAAUAAUGAAGUGGUCAAUCCUGUAUCUGAUGCUGAAGGCAUUGCUGUAUCAGAUGUGUUGGAAUCGUUAACAGAACAAGAUUGUCCUUUACAAAAUUUAGUGCCAGCUUCAGCUGAGGAAGAACAACCACAAUGCUCUAGUCCUAUUGCAUUGUCCCCUUGGGGUGAACCAAGUUACUAUCAGGGUGAAGCUGUUGAUUCUGCUCUAUGGGGCGUCCAAGAUGACCCUGGUAAUGACAUGUGGUCAAUGCCUUCACCAACACCUGGUAUCCAGACUUCAUCAGGUCUUGGAGCUGAUGGAAAAGACGCUUCAUGCAUCAUAGAGGAGGCGAGAGCGGACCAAGGAGUUAGUGAUUUUGUCGAAACAUUACCAACACAAGGGGAGAAAAAGAUGGAACAUGCAAACUCAAGUGCCUCAGGUUCUUUAGUGCCAGAACAGGUUCACAAGCAUCGUGUCCCUCUACGCAAGGGAGCACAAAAUCUUCAGGUUGGCAGCGAAGUUCAUCCCUGGAUGGGAGCAGAAAAGCCUCAGCUUGGCAACGGUCAAGUACAUCACCAGAGGGGAGCAGAAAAGCUCAUGGCUGGCAACGAUCAGGUUCUUUUACCCAGGGGGGUACAAAAUCUGCAGGUUGGCAACCCUCUGGUUCUUCUACAGAUCGGAGUGCAAAAGUGGAUGUCUGGCAAGGAACAAGUUCAUCUCCAGAGGGAAGCAGAAAAGCUUCAGGUUGGCAUUCAUCAGGUCGUGAGAGCUCAAAGGUCACAUCUGGUGCCAGCGAAAACCGUAAAUUGUCUUCUAGUCACCAAGCGACGACACCAACAGGGAGGCACUCGUUGGCAAAGAAACAGGGAAGCAGCGACAAGGGUGCUGCUGGUUGGGAAGAGGCUCCAGGAAACUCUUUGGAAGCAUCCAAGAGACAACAGGGAAACAGCGACAAGAAUGCAGGCUGGGGAGAGGCUCUCGGAAGCAACAGGAGCUGGCAUCCAUCAUCUGGUAACCCCAGUCGGGGCAGCCAGGGGAAUCACCAACAUGACAGGCAUUUUCACAGCAGUGAUUCGCGGUGGGGUAGCUCAAACUACCCUAGGAGGUCUGACCAUCGUCAUGACCAUGGCAGUGGUGGUUCGUCAAGACCCUCGUCAAGAGGGCAGUCUCAUUGGGGGGUAUGUAAAUACUACGAGAAUGGCCACUGCUGGAAGGGUUCGAAAUGCCAGUACCUGCACCGGUGAUUGCCAUUGCCGUGGAAGCGGAACGCCCGAUUGCCUGGUCGCCCUCACAUUUUUGUAUAGCAGCAUAUGGUUUCGUCGUAGUGAGUAUAGGAGAACGCUUAUUAACCGUGUCAGCACCAUUAAGCUGCCAAGCACUCCUGGCCGGGCCUGCAUGGCGCUUUAUGUGGAUGCUGCCUCGUCGUGUCGUGGUGUGCCACUGGACCCCUCCACCUACGUAGGUAGACUCUUUGGUUACGGGCCGCAUCCUGCUACGCUCCAUGUGCGGUGA
Molecule: messenger RNA, 5034 nt
Organism: Miscanthus lutarioriparius
Lineage: Eukaryota; Viridiplantae; Streptophyta; Magnoliopsida; Poales; Poaceae
Source: the annotation of a GenBank genome assembly